GCUACUAAUGGAAACAUGAAGUCUUAUUCCUCCUCCACCACCUGUUCUACUACCACCACUUCUUGUCGUUCCUCCAACAACCCUACUAGCAUCACCACUCCUUCCUCCACCUCCUCCUCCUCCUCCUCUCUCUACUCCUCCAGCCUACCUCCUAACAGCCACGCCACCUACCAUCAGUACUGCUGUCCCGCGCGCCUCCGCCUGCCCAAGCCUCCCUGCGCCCUGCCCCCGCCAAGCACCACGAGCAGGCAAGAGAGGAGGAAGAUGAUGACAUCGCCCAUCAGUUCUGUUGCCCCGCCUCCGAGUGCAGUAGCCCCUCAUCUAGGUAACCAGGGGCGACCAUGAGAAAGCUCCGCCCCACACAACUGUCCCAGGGUAAACUGAGGGGUAAUUAUGAGCCCCUGUCCUCCGUCCACCAUGGCUGUCUCUCUCUCUCUCUCUCUCUCUCUCUCCCUUCCUCUUUUGUCGUUUGACCACCAAGCAGCAAGAAAACUGUGGAGUAAAAAAAGAGAUGUUUGAAAUCAGAAGAUAAGGAGUAAAUCCGGGGAUCCUUCAUUUAAAACUUCCUCGUUAAAAGCCUGUUUGUGGAGAAAACUGGAGCUUUAAAAGAAAACGAUGAAGCUGUCUUUGCAACUCUGCUGCUGAUCCGAUUGGUUUCUCUUUUCUUUUAAAUCUGGCGACACGUUUUCUUACACACCCUGAGUCAGACAGUAAAAGUUGCUCUGCAGCUUUAAAACCACAAGGACCGAUCAUCCCCUCUGCAGUCUGACCUACCUGGAGACGCUCACACCUGCUUUAGCUGGUUCACAGGGUGACUCGGCUGAACGCCUACGAUGAGUCUGCAGUUUUGUGCAUAAUUUUAAACUCGUCAGGCGCUUUUUAACCUCCGUCUGAAAGUUCGGGUCAGAAUGGGGACUUCAACGGUUUAUCCUCCCUGUCAGAGCAUGAAGCCAUGACCCCGCCAUUUCCUGGCAACGCUGUGUCGAGAGCCUGCUGUAUACAGAGUUCGGCGAUGGUUGGACAGCGCUCGAUGCAGCAAGCUGCAGGGCUAUCCGUGUCCCAACUCUGUGUACGCAGGGCUCUGGUUGUUGCACGUUGUCACCACACCAAACUCUUUGGGACGAAGACUCGUCAGGUCUUGGUGGGACCGAUAGUUUGUUAGCGAGUUCGUGAACAGUACGAGUCACUCUGGCAGGUAACCACACAUCAUUCGGAGCUCCUCUUCAGUAAAGGCGGCCUGCUCGACUGGUUGCACAGUGGCCGGCCACCGGAGUCACGAGUUUGCUCUUUGUUUUGUUGUCAUUAGCAUCCCUACAUACUGCACCCUGGGUUCUCCUUAUAACUGCUUCUUUUCUUACGUUAACAUCCUGCUGACACUUAACAGCGGAGCGAGUGUGAGCAGCACCAAUAAAACCGUACCGAUGUACAUCAGGGAAAGUUUGUACUCUUGUUUUGGAGUCUGACAGCUGAAGGAGACCAAACUGAGACUUGGCACUUUGAUGUAUAAGGUCAUGUGAAGAGAAAUGUAUGAAAAAGGCCAUAUUAGAAGAGUAAUUUUUGGCCCUUUUUCCACUUCAGAAGUGAUGAAGCAGCAAUCAUGACUGAAAACUCUUCAAGUGCUUCCCCCCCUCCCCGCGAUCCAGUUUUAGGGAGAACCCUGGUGCCUGAUGUGUACAGUGCACUUGGACAGAGACACACACACAUACACACAGAUUUGCACACAGCAGCUGCAAGAGUCCUCAGAGAUCAUAAAUGAUAUCAGUGAUAUCUGGAGUAUGUUUACAUGCACAUCGGUCCUCUGAUCACAGGCAGUGAUCGGCUUUAAGGCAAUAUUUUCAUGAUGUCACGUAGCCGUUACCACAAUCUACUAUAUAUGCUUGAUGAAAGGGUUGUUAAUUCACGAAUAUGACGACUGCUUCUGAUCUGAUCGUACACGCAGACCAAGCAAUCUCUACAGAGGUCUUUGAAAGGAGAUAUCUGAGCCUGGAGCCGAGGUUUUAAAACGUCACUCACUGUAAGGAGCAUGUGAGACCAGUCAGUCAAAUCAGAUACACGUCAAAGGGUCCAAAUGCAAAAUACAGGAGGUUUUCUCACUAAUAAAUAAAAGAACGGUAGUAAAAGAUCGUGAGCUCGCCGUGCUAACUGUUGAUCAAAGUUAUGUUAGCUUGCCUUGUCAGUGACAUCAGCAGUGCAUACAUACGAAUCCUGCUUUACAAUCAAAGUGACAUCAGGUGGCUUUUAUUGUCAUUUGAGCCAUCCACAGGUAAAACGGCACACCACAGAACGAGUCUUGGUGCCACAAACCAAAGACCUUCAAAGUGGCUAACUCUGGUUAGCUCCAGUAAACCUAACCUGCAGUUACUGAUUCGCUAGCUUUGCUGUCCCAUCGCUGUCACAUUUAAUUAGCUGCCUGCACUGAGCCAAGACGUUUGCUCAGGUAAAAAAAAUCCAUAAAUAGACGUGUCUAAAGAGAAGAACUGUCAGGUUUCAAAGGAGGGAAGCUUGGUCUGCAUGUACUGUUGCUCAGAUCACGAAAAAUUCAAAUAAUUGGAUUUUAUGUGACAGUUUCAGGAGUCGCAGUAUUGCCUUAAUAACUACAGUGCACGUAAACACACUCGGUGACUUCCCCUCCGAGCGAGAGGAAGCUGAUGGAGGCAGUGAUGAAGGGAGCAACAGUGGAGCCCUUUGUGUCGUUUCUCAUCUUUUUUUGUGUACACUCUUUUAUCCGUCUUCUCUUUGCAUUUAACUCUGUAGCUUUGACUCCCUCAAGCUCCUCCUCUUUUCCUCUCCUUCCUGUUUUUUUUCCUCUUCCUAAAGAAAGAAAGUAAGAAAGACAUUUUUCUGAUUCAGUGCCAAGAAAAUCAAAGACGAAAAAGAGAAAAGUCUGUCUCAUUGCCAAGUUCGAUAGCGGGGAGUAUUAUCCUUCUGUCGCAGUGCCAAGUUAAAAAAAAGAAGACGUCUUUGACACCCAAACCCUCGAGCAAAUGUAAUGUUUUAGGAGCAGAAAACGCCGUAUGCUGUAUGAGCAAAUCCUCUGACGAGUUCAUCCAGUCAUCUUUUAGCUGUAAAGUCCAAUCUAUAUCUUUAUUUCAUAGCUAGCUGCCCACAGUUUUGUCUGUAGCUCCUUUUCGCCAUUUAUACAUUUAAAAAGCAAUACGUUUGUUUUCCAAAUCUGGAACGAGAAUCUCCCAGUGUACGUAAACUCAUAUUGAGUGGGAGGGGGUUACACCCAUGUAGUAGCUGAUCUAUCAAUAAAAAAAUGCGCUUUGAUCCAAAGUUUUGUAUGCAGCACGACGACGUUUGACACGAUGUCAAAGGUUUACAACAUGAGUCCAGCGGUGUUAUCAGUAUUAAAAAAACGUAUUGAUAUUUAACUGUGGAACAGAUGAAAGUUGUGGAUAUUUUAUUUUUUCAGAGAUGUAAAAUGCCUGUAUGUGAAACAUGUUUUUUUUUUCCAUCUUUGCAUGAUUGCGAUUUUUUUCUGUACUGACAGACGCUUCUCAGACCCUUAAAGGGGACCUAUUUCACUUAGACUUUUGCAGAGUAGCUUUGCCUGAUUCAUAGGUCAGAAUAACCCUUAUUAAUCUUUUACUGCUCCAUGGUGCAGCCCCUUUAACUCCUCUCCUCCACCCUCUUCUGAUUGGCUGCCCCUCAUAAGCCAAAGUCUUGAACAUUAGGUGGGCGGGGCUUCUGUGCCCAAAAGUAGUAAAACUCUCAGAAACUGAGUGCUCAGAAGGGAUUACAGGGAUUUUUUGUACAUAUGGUGACUUCAUCAUUUCAAACCUUGGGUAUGUUUAAUGUACAUGACAGAAAGAAGUAAAUAAGAAAUAAUAGGUCCCCUUUAACUCAAGCAAAGCACAAAUACCGCACUGUAAUAAUACUCAGAUACAAGCUGAAAAGCAGGCAUACCUGCUCAUUACACAGGACCGCCCAGUUUGCUACGCUGUAUAUCAUAUAUUUAUUAUUUGAAUCAUUGUUAAUCUGAAAGCCUUGUAAUGUGAAGGUUUCUGCAUUUAUACAGUACAGAAUUGCAGUUGCAACCUGUGCACACUAAACUCAUCUUAAUUUGUCAUGUGGUGAGGUUUACAGUGAAGUAAAGGACCUCUGUAUUAUUCCUAAAUGCAGUGUUUAACCAAACGCCCUCCUGCUGUGCACUAAUGAUGGUGAAUAGUGACAAGAGAGAUUUUGGACGGUUUCACUUAAUUGAGUUUUAAUGCAAAUGAUUACUUCCUGUUUGUCUCUGUGUGUUCCUACUUUUUCUCGCUGUAAAUGAAUUAGCUGUGAAAAUGUUUAUUGAGAUGUGAAAGAUGGUGUUAGCGCAGCAUGAGAAGUCUUUCCACAGCAGUUUAUCACCUUUUUUAGAUUCAUCCUGAGCGACAGUCCUCCAGCUUUACAACAUCUUGGUUAUGAUGCACUUUCCAUCACAUUGAGUGCAAACUGCCAGUGAAACUGCAGGAAAACUGCAUCGGUAAAAGACCGCGCCAUGUAGUCAAUAGGUGAGAACAGAUAAAUGAUCAAACCUUAGCAGCACUAACCAUCCCGUCCUCUCAGUGUGCAGGGAAACAAUAUCAAGUUUGAUAAGAUACCGUAGGACUUCUAAUGUGCCAUGUUUAUAACAGUUUAUUACCUAGGACACUCUGCACUACCACUAAACGACAAUAUGCUGCAAUUAACCCAAAUCAGUCCAGUACGAAUUUAUUAGUGUUUUUUGUUAAUUCAGCUAAUAUUAACCCGAGGGAAUACGUAAUGUUUUAUUGUUGUAAUAUAGUCAUAUUAGCAUAAUAGGCUUAUAAAAGUAGACCAUAAAAUCUGUUUCCUGUGUAGAACCUUCUCAUCACCUGAUGAUUAUCCAUGAAGUACUUUUAUUUUAAUAAUAUGUUUCUACACAUGAAGUUGACUUGAAUGAUGUGGUGACAAUCAUUGUAGGAUGUUAAAAAAAGGAUGUUAAAUAUAAAUGAAAUGAGUUUUGCAGGCUUGGGAAUUAUUCUUCUGUACGAUGGUUAGGACUUUAUGGAACCUUGUCUUUCUUUGUUCUUCACCAUGAAAAAUAUCAGACUUUAAAUCUUCAUUUUGUCCAGUUAAACGUUACAUUAGCUGCUUAGAUUUUAGGAUUUUAGCUCAUGCAUCUGAAAGACUGAUGAGCUUCUUUGAUGGUGAGGGGUCCAUUGUCUGCCUGUCUGUCCCUCCACAGUUCAUAAGAAUAGCUGCUCCUCCCAGAGCGGCCGGAUUUUAGUGAGACUUGCACACAUUGAUCACCUAAUGGGUCUUCAACCAAGGUGCUCAAGCUCAUUUUGCUCAUUUUACCUCCCAGAGUGAAAAAAUAUGAAUG
Oreochromis niloticus (Nile tilapia) is the source of this 5329-nucleotide messenger RNA. RefSeq names its product mucin-7. The record is from RefSeq and is a predicted model, not a curated record. The transcript is spliced from 3 exons. Lineage: Eukaryota; Metazoa; Chordata; Actinopteri; Cichliformes; Cichlidae. The coding region runs from base 16 to 345 and encodes 109 amino acids.